AUGACAGCCGGCAACGAGGAACAUGAGCCUCUGAUUACAUCGUCUGUGGAUAACCAGCGUGUUGCUUAUAGUAACUCGCCUACUGAUGGUCAUACUCCAGAAUCUUCGCCUCGCGGCAGUGGCGGUGAAAUAACGUUAGCAAUACCAGCUCAUCGUAACUAUGGAGCCAUUGGAGGCAUCGAGAAGGUCACAUACACCUGGGCGGAUAUCAACGCCUUCGCCACAGAGUCUAGGUCAAGAUCCAGACGAAUCUGGAACUUCUGGAAGCCGUCUGCUAGUGGAAUGUUCCAGCAGAGAAAACAGCUGUUGAGAAAUGUCAAUGGCGCGGCAUAUCCAGGCGAGCUCCUUGCCAUCAUGGGCUCGUCAGGUGCCGGUAAAACGACACUGCUCAACACGCUCACCUUCCGUACUCCAAGCGGGGUGUUGUCCAGCGGUACCAGGGCUCUGAAUGGACAGCCAGCCACUCCUGAGGCGUUAGCAGCAUUGUCAGCUUACGUUCAGCAACAGGACCUGUUUAUUGGCACACUCACUGUCAAGGAACAUUUGAUAUUCCAAGCUAUGGUGAGAAUGGACCGACAUAUACCGUACGCUCAACGCAUGCGUCGUGUACAAGAAGUAAUUACUGAGUUGGCGUUAACAAAAUGCCAGAAUACGGUGAUCGGUAUCCCGGGAAGGUUGAAGGGUAUAUCAGGAGGUGAGAUGAAGAGGCUGUCCUUCGCCAGCGAGGUCCUUACUGAUCCACCUCUCAUGUUCUGCGACGAACCAACUUCAGGACUCGACUCUUUUAUGGCACAGAAUGUGUUGCAGGUACUCAAAGGUCUAGCCCAGAAGGGUAAGACAGUGGUAUGCACCAUUCACCAGCCGUCAUCAGAGUUAUACGCCAUGUUUGACAAACUGCUGAUCAUGGCUGAUGGCAAGGUCGCUUUCCUCGGCUCUCCAGACCAAGCCAACGACUUCUUCAAAGAAUUAGGAGCAGCGUGUCCACCGAACUACAACCCAGCAGACCACUUCAUCCAACUCCUGGCUGGAGUACCAGGCAGGGAGGAAACCACUCGCACCACCAUCGAUACUGUCUGCACAGCAUUCGCUCGUUCAGAGGUUGGAUGCAAGAUCGCUGCUGAAGCUGAAAAUGCACUCUAUUUUGAGCGCAAAAUCUCCUCUGGUUGGGUGGAUCCAGCGUGGUCAGAAGCCACAGCUAUCCGCGCUCGUAGGUCUCCGUACAAGGCGUCGUGGUGCGCUCAGUUCCGCGCCGUGCUGUGGCGGUCCUGGCUCUCUGUCACCAAGGAACCCAUGCUCAUCAAAGUCCGCUUCCUACAGACUAUUAUGGUGUCUAUCCUGAUUGGCGUUAUCUACUUCGGGCAGCACUUGGACCAGGACGGCGUUAUGAACAUCAACGGAGCCAUCUUCAUGUUCCUCACCAACAUGACCUUCCAGAACAUCUUCGCUGUUAUUAACGUAUUCUGUUCUGAGCUACCAAUAUUUAUACGAGAACACCAUUCAGGGAUGUAUCGAGCAGACGUGUACUUCUUGUCUAAAACGUUGGCAGAAGCGCCCGUGUUUGCGACGAUACCUCUAGUGUUCACCACCAUAGCGUAUUACAUGAUAGGACUCAACCCGGAACCGAAGCGGUUCUUUAUCGCUUCUGGACUAGCUGCCCUCAUCACCAAUGUUGCUACUUCGUUUGGUUAUCUAAUAUCGUGUGCCAGCAACAGUGUCAGCAUGGCUGCAUCAGUCGGACCUCCCAUCAUCAUUCCCUUCAUGCUGUUCGGAGGUUUCUUCUUGAACACUGGUUCUGUACCACCUUACCUCGGCUGGAUAUCGUACCUAUCUUGGUUCCACUACGGCAACGAGGCUCUGUUGGUGAACCAGUGGUCCGGCGUGGAGACCAUCGCCUGCACCAGGGAGAACUUCACUUGUCCUGCUUCUGGACAGGUCGUGUUGGAUACUCUUAGUUUCUCUGAGGACGACUUCUCAAUGGACGUGAUCAACAUGGUACUCCUGUUCAUAGGGUUCCGAUUCCUCGCCUACCUCGCUUUAUUAUAUAGAGCACGUAGGGCCAAGUAA
Spodoptera littoralis (African cotton leafworm) is the source of this 2064-nucleotide messenger RNA. The record is from the annotation of a GenBank genome assembly. NCBI's taxonomy places the organism in Eukaryota, Metazoa, Arthropoda, Insecta, Lepidoptera, Noctuidae.